This is a messenger RNA of Brienomyrus brachyistius, 2966 nucleotides long. It is a transcript of the gene mfn1b, whose product is annotated as mitofusin 1b. The record is from RefSeq and is a predicted model, not a curated record. Gene Ontology annotation, molecular function: GTPase activity; GTP binding. Gene Ontology annotation, biological process: mitochondrial fusion; mitochondrion localization. Lineage: Eukaryota; Metazoa; Chordata; Actinopteri; Osteoglossiformes; Mormyridae. Gene Ontology annotation, cellular component: mitochondrial outer membrane. The transcript has 18 exons. Bases 172 to 2391 code for a protein of 739 amino acids.
UGGGUGGUCACGUGGUAGCAGCCGGUCAGUGAUUCGCCCGAGAGAGCGAAUGAGAGAAUCGAAAGCGUUUCAUCCAAUAAGAUUGCAGCUUAACCGGAAAUGUCACCCCGUCUUUGGUAUGGAGAGAGCGAAAUAAAUGUGAGCUAAUAUCAAGUGUGUUACACAGCUAUCAUGGACCAGAAGGACAUUUCACCACUCAAGCACUUCGUGUUGGCAAAAAAGAAGAUCGGCACCAUUUUUGAGAACAUUCUUGCCUAUGUGAGAGAAGGCGCCGGGUUUGUUGAGGAAACGUGUCAGAAUGAGGGCCUGGAGCAGAUUGCCAGUGAGGCCCAGCAGGCAGAGAUACAGGACUAUGCCAGGAGGCUGGAAGUCAUCAGAGAAGUGCUGGCCCGAAGGCAUAUGAAGGUGGCCUUCUUUGGAAGGACGAGCAAUGGCAAGAGCACCGUGAUCAAUGCCAUGCUGCGGGACCGGGUCCUGCCCAGUGGCAUCGGACACACCACCAACUGCUUCCUGAGCGUCGAGGGCACAGAUGAGGACAAGGCCUACCUCAAGACCGAGGGCUCGGAGGAGGAGAAGAGUGUCAAGACAGUGAACCAGCUUGCCCACGCUCUGCACAUGGACGAGAGCCUGGACGCCGGCUGUCUGGUGAAGGUCUUCUGGCCCAAGACGAAGUGUGCCCUGCUGAGGGAUGACCUGGUUCUUCUGGACAGCCCGGGGACCGAUGUGACGACGCAGCUGGACAGCUGGAUCGAGAAGUUCUGCCUGGAUGCUGAUGUUUUCGUGCUGGUGGCGAACUCGGAGUCCACGCUGAUGAACACAGAGAAGCACUUCUUCCACAAGGUGAACAGUCGUCUUUCGAAGCCGAACAUCUUCAUCUUAAACAACCGGUGGGAUGCUUCGGCCGCGGAGCCGGAGUACAUGGAGGAUGUGCGCAAGCAGCACACGGACCGCUGCAUCAGCUUCCUGGUGGAGGAGCUCGGCGUGGUGGACCACCAGCAGGCUCCCAACCACAUCUUCUUCGUGUCCGCUAAAGAGGUGCUCAACUCCCGCAUGCAGCGGGCCCAGGGCAUGCCGGAGACGGGUGGGGCUUUAGCUGAAGGAUUUCAGGACCGGCUGAAGGAGUUCCAGAACUUUGAGAGGACGUUUGAGGAGUGUAUCUCGCAGUCAGCAGUGAAAACAAAGUUUGAGCAGCACACGAUAACGGCAAAGCAGAUCACUGAAACCGUCAAGGGCAUCAUGGACUCCAUCAACAUCGCAUCCGCCGAGAAGAGAGUCCAUUCCCUGGAGGACAGGGAAUAUCACAUUGACAGACUGGAGUUUGUCCGCAGUCAGCUUAACCUGCUAACUGAGGACAUUAAGAAGAAGAUUAAGGCAGUGACGGAGCAGGUGGAAUCCAAGGUUUCCAGCGCCAUGGCGGAAGAAAUCUGCCGCUUGUCGGUCCUCAUCAAUGAGUUCAACUCCGAUUUCCACUCCUCUCCACAUGUGUUAAAACUCUAUAAAACCGACCUGCUGAAACAUGUGGAGGAAGGCAUGGGAAAGAACCUGUCUUUCCGCUGCUCCAAUGCGGUCAACGCUUCUCUUCAGUCCUCCCAGAAAGAAAUGAUAGAGCGUUUGCAGCCUCUGCUGCCCUCUGCUGUCCAGGCUGAGCUGCACUGCCUGAUCCCUUGCCGAAAGUUUGACCUCAGCUAUGACCUCAACUGCGCCACCCUCUGCUCGGACUUCCAGGAGAACAUUGAGUUUCAGUUCUCCUUGGGCUGGACGGCCCUUGUGCACCGCUUUCUCGGACCAACCAACGCAAAACGUGCUCUGAUGUUGGUGGACCAGAACUUCCAGAUUCCUCGAUCGCUGGCUGCUACCCCAUCUGCCUCACUGGGACCCCAGAUGCAGGACCGAGUUGCAUCCCAGGAGGAUCUGAUGUUGUCAGUAACUACCAGUCUGGCUUCCCUGACCUCCCGCGCUUCUAUGAGCGUGAUCAUCAUUAGCGGAGUGGUUUGGCGCACGAUUGGGUGGAGGCUUAUUGCCCUGUCCGUGAGUCUUUAUGGGCUGCUCUACGUCUACGAGAAGCUGACAUGGACCACAAAAGCCAAAGAGAGGGCAUUGAAGCGGCAGUUUGUGGAGUACGCCACGGAGAAGCUGCAGAUGAUCGUCAGCUUCACCAGUGCGAACUGUAGCCACCAGGUCCAGCAGGAGAUGGCCACCACCUUCGCGCAGCUCUGCCAGCAGGUUGACCUGACCCAGAAGGAGCUAGAAGGGGAGAUCAGCAGAUUGAGCAAGAAGAUCGAGCAGCUGGAGACCGUACAGAGCCACUCCAAGACCCUCAGACACAAGGCUUCAAAGCUGGAGAAUCAACUUGAGAGCUUCACGGAGGAGUACCUGCGGCCCCAGCACUAAGGCCUGGGCAACCCCCACGUCGCGGUCCCCUCCCCCUGCACUCAAACCCCCUUCUCUUGUGUGCGUUUGUCCACCUUUUCCACUCUUAGUAAGCAUUUCGAGUACGGCGGUCCAAUGGGGAACAGAGAAUCACCUGUGAAUCAUGCAGAACACAUCGAUCUUUGUCUCGUGUAGAAGUAUUGAAGAAUGACUGUACUGCUGCAAGGUGACACAGUACCAAGCUGUAUUAAGCUAUAGACCCACAGGCAUGGAGGAGCUGUGAAGCGGGUCUGUGGACAGCACCGACAUCAGGGCCCGUUCUGGAGGCUCAGCCUCUUAAGUUUUUGCACUUGACUUGAUCCGAGUCCUGAUUCUGAGGUGAAACGCAAAUCCCGUCAGUGAUUUCCGGUGAAACAGAGGCGUGCAUUAACACAUUUGUAUUUGUUAUCCUGUGGCGAUUUCUACAAAUUCAUCUGGGUGGGGGACAUUACUAUUUGUACAGUUCAGUCGUUUCUAUAUUUUUGAAGUAUGUACACUGUAGUUACCUCAUUAUUUAUGAUUCGAGAGAAAAAAAGCAAUAAAGUUGUUUCAAGUUU